GAUGAAUUUUAGUAGUUGACUUUAAGGCUUCUCAAGGUUGAAAUUCCAAACUUUAAAAGGGGUAGCAAGCAGUGGAGUGCAAGCAAAGAGGAACAAGAUUGUCUUCUACCUUCAAACAGCUUUACAGUUACAGUACUUUGAUACCUGGCGGGAACUUACAAAAUUCCGUUGCCUCAGGAAGGGUUUAACGGUCAUCAAUGGCAGAUUCGCCCAGGGGCUCUUCCAGCUUCUGGACUCAGGCUAAUGCUCUGCUUCGCAAAAAUUUGACUUUCCAGAAACGAAAUGUAAAGACAAAUGUGCGGCUCAUCUUAUUCCCAUUUUUCGUCUGUGUGGUGCUUGUUGUUAUCCAAGUAGUAAUCGAUAAAGAAUUGGAUAAGCCAAAAAAUAAGUGUGGUUGCAUUUGUACUAAGAGAGAUGGGAAUCAAUGUCUGGAGGAAGCCUGUGGAGUUGAGUACUCAGACACAGAUCAAGUUGCAACUUGUGCAAUUCCUAAUCCUCCAGAAUGGCCUCCAUUGUUACAAGUGCCUGCUCCCCAAUAUCGAGCCGUACAAGCCGAUAUUAUUCCAUUCUCAGAUUUGCCAAAUGAUUCUUGCAGGAGGACAGGGUCAUGUCCUGUAACUUUUCUCUUCACUGGCAGUAAUCAGUCUUUUGGAGAAACUUUGUUUGGAAAUAUGUUUAAAAGUCCCUUUAGUGUGAAUACCUCUGAUAUCGUGGAUAGUUUGGCAAGAAAUGUCCUGGGAUCAGAAUCAAUGCCACAAAACCAAAAUUUUCUUGAACCAGCUUUCUUUUCGGGUCUUCCCAUUUACUAUCUGCAAACUCAGUGCAUACAGAACUCUACAUUCUCUGUUCCAAUCCAGAUAUCAACCAAUACCAUCCAGCAAGAGAUUAGAUGUGCUCAAGGUAUACACUUAUGGCGAAAUAAUUCUUCUGAGGUGAACAAUGAGCUAUUUAAAGGUUAUCGAAAAGGGAACCCUGAGAGACAGAUCAAUGAGAUAGCUGCAGCCUUUGAUUUUCUAAAUUCAAGUGUGAAUAGCUUCAAUGUCAUCACAUGGUACAACUCAACCUAUAAGAAUGACACCGGUUUCGGGCCAAUUGCAUUGGCACGAAUUCCCCGUUUAGUAAAUUUGGUAUCAAAUGCCUUCCUUCAGUUUCUACAGGGUCCAGGUACUGAGAUGUUAUUUGAGUUUGUAAAGGAAAUGCCAAAACCUGAGACUCCCUUGAGAAUUGACGUAGCUUCUCUUCUGGGCUCCCUCUUCUUUACUUGGGUCUUCCUGCAACUUUUCCCUGUAUUUUUGACAUCACUAGUAUAUGAGAAGGAAAAGAAACUCAGAAUAAUGAUGAAGAUGCAUGGUCUUGGUGAUGGGCCAUAUUGGAUGAUAUCUUAUGGCUAUUUUUUUUCCCUAUCAGUGCUCUAUGUGCUAUGCUUUGUGAUAUUUGGCUCACUCAUAGGGUUAAAAUUCUUUACAUUGAAUGACUACAGCAUCCAAUUGGUUUUUUAUUUCAUCUUUAUAAACUUGCAAAUUUCACUGGCAUUUCUUGUGGCCGCCACGUUUUCAAAUGUUAAGACAGCUACAGUAAUUGCAUAUAUUGGUGUCUUUGCAUCUGGGCUUUUAGGUGGAUUUCUUUUCAACUUUUUUCUUGAAGAUAAAUCAUUUCCAAGAGGGUGGAUAGUUGUUUUAGAGUUGUAUCCCGGGUUUGCAUUAUAUCGUGGACUCUAUGAGUUGGCAUCAUAUGCCUUUGAAGCAAAUGCUACAGGAAACCAUGCAAUGCGAUGGGGAGAUCUGAAUGAUAGCGUAAAUGGCAUGAGAGAGGUCUUAAUUAUCAUGUUUAUCGAGUGGUUUGUAGUGCUUGUUGUUGCUUAUUACAUUGAUCAAGUAUUAGGAAGUCGCAAAAGUCCACUUUUUUUCUUGAAAAGAUUUCAGAAAAAGCCUUUGUCAUCAUUCCGGAAACCUAGUAUUCAAAGGCAGGGGUCAAAAGUCUUUGUUCAGAUGGAGAAAUCUGAUGUCAGUCAAGAGAGGGAAAAGGUUGAGCAGCUGCUACUUGAACCAACUAUGAAUCAUGCAAUUGUAUGUGACAACCUAAAAAAGGUGUAUCCAGGGAGAGAUGGAAACCCAGAGAAAUAUGCAGUGAGAGGCUUAUCUCUUGCUUUGCCUGAAGGGGAAUGUUUUGGUAUGCUUGGCCCCAAUGGUGCUGGGAAGACCUCAUUUAUCAAUAUGAUGAUUGGUCUCACGAAGCCAACCUCUGGUGCAGCACUUGUUCAAGGUCUGAACAUAAGAACUCAAAUGGAUGAAAUAUAUACUAGCAUGGGUGUAUGUCCACAGCAUGACUUGCUGUGGGAAACUCUAACUGGAAGAGAACACCUGCUCUUCUAUGGCAGACUUAAAAAUCUUAAAGGCUCGGCCUUAACACAAGCAGUGGAAGAAUCUCUGAAAAGUGUAAACCUUUUCCAUGGAGGAGUUGCUGAUAAAAAAGCUGGAAAGUACAGUGGAGGAAUGAAGAGGAGGCUUAGUGUUGCAAUUUCAUUGAUCGGAGAUCCCAAAGUCGUUUAUAUGGAUGAACCAAGUACUGGAUUAGACCCUGCGUCAAGAAACAAUUUAUGGAAUGUUGUCAAGCGUGCAAAGCAGAAUCGGGCAAUCAUACUAACCACUCAUUCCAUGGAAGAGGCAGAGGUGUUAUGUGACCGAAUAGGAAUAUUCGUAGAUGGGAGCUGGCAGUGCAUAGGGAAUCCAAAAGAGCUAAAAGCAAGAUAUGGAGGAAGCUAUGUGUUCACAAUGACAACAUCUGUAGAUCAUGAGAAUGAAGUGGAAAACUUGGUGCACAGGCUGUCCCCAAAUGCUAGCAAGACAUACCAUAUCUCUGGAACCCAGAAAUUUGAGCUGCCAAAAGAAGAGGUCAGAAUAGCAGAUGUCUUUCGGGCUGUUGGCAUUGCAAAGAGAGACUUCACAGUAUUUGCAUGGGGUUUAACGGACACCACAAUGGAAGAUGUCUUCAUUAAGGUUUCACGUGAGGCUCAUGCAUUCAACUCUUUGUCAUAAUUGCUAUGCAUAGUGCCCCGAUCGAAAAUUCCAUGGUAGACAUGGUCUAUAACAAGUAGAUGGGUCAGACUAAUCAUGAAUAGAGAGAUAUACGCAUGUCACGCACACUUUUUAAGUGGAUUCACAUGCAUCUAUAUCUAUUUGUGAUUGAUUUGGUUUACUUAUCUUUUAUAUAGGCUGAGUGCACCCGAGGAACCCUUUAUCUUGAUAUUUAUGACUUUCUGUAGGUCAAGUACUUUAAUGUUUUGUUUUAUAGGUCCCUAUUAAUUUGACAUUGAAAGUUUGUAUAUGUGAUAUGGUUUUGGAUUAA
This is a messenger RNA of Prosopis cineraria, 3345 nucleotides long. RefSeq names its product ABC transporter A family member 7-like. Lineage: Eukaryota; Viridiplantae; Streptophyta; Magnoliopsida; Fabales; Fabaceae. Gene Ontology annotation, biological process: transmembrane transport; lipid transport. Gene Ontology annotation, molecular function: ABC-type transporter activity; ATP binding; lipid carrier activity. The record is from RefSeq and is a predicted model, not a curated record. Gene Ontology annotation, cellular component: intracellular membrane-bounded organelle; membrane. Bases 198 to 3035 code for a protein of 945 amino acids. The transcript is spliced from 18 exons.